AUGCACGGACGAUCAAAACUAUUCUCCAAUGAACAACCACUAUCACGAGAUGCAAUCUUACCUGAACCAAGCAAGUUUUACUUAGCUUGUCGAGAUGGAGACAUCCGUACAGUGAAAAACCUUUUGCCUACAAUUCCUUAUGAGCAAUUGAAUCGAUUAGAACCAAAUGGUAAUACUCUUCUGCAUGCUGCGACACAGUACGGCCAUAUGGAAAUUGUUCGACUUCUUCUUCAUGAAUGUGGCUGUCAACGACAUGAAAAGAAUGUAAAAGGUUUAACUGCUUAUGAAGUAGCUAAAACGGAUGAUAUGCGAGAACUCUAUCAUCGACCAUCGGAUAGAAAUCGAUUUGCAGAUGAAUCUGAUGAAAGUAAAGAAGCAUUUCAAAUUGUUUCAUCAGCAACAGAUACCAAAGAAAUGGAUAAAACAGAUGAGAAUAAUGAUGAUGAGAAUAAUAUUGAAAGUGACAAACCUGCUCAUCAAUGGUUAAAUGGGUUUGAAACACAUGAAGAAAUUCAAAAGCAAUUAGUCGGUCUUAGUGGAGCAAAACAGUCGUUUCCUCAUCUGUAG
Messenger RNA from Didymodactylos carnosus, 567 nucleotides. Lineage: Eukaryota; Metazoa; Rotifera; Eurotatoria; Philodinida; Philodinidae. The record is from the annotation of a GenBank genome assembly.